This is a messenger RNA of Schizosaccharomyces osmophilus, 2265 nucleotides long. It is a transcript of the gene pdi3, whose product is annotated as ER associated protein disulfide isomerase Pdi3. The coding region runs from base 1 to 2265 and encodes 754 amino acids. The transcript has a single exon. Gene Ontology annotation, molecular function: protein disulfide isomerase activity. Gene Ontology annotation, cellular component: endoplasmic reticulum. The record is from RefSeq and is a predicted model, not a curated record. NCBI's taxonomy places the organism in Eukaryota, Fungi, Ascomycota, Schizosaccharomycetes, Schizosaccharomycetales, Schizosaccharomycetaceae.
AUGCGAGGUUUCGCCGCUUUUGCACCAAAAACGUGGAUCCAGUGGAUAGCCCUUUUGGCUAUCCUUUUCCAGGUCGCUACUGCCUCCGUAGACCUGACAGAUGAAAAUUAUAAUGAGGCUGUGAAUGGAAAAUGGUUUAUCAAGUUUUAUUCACCAACUUGUCCUGCCUGCAAACGCAUCGCUCCCAUGUGGGAAGGUAUGGCAAAGAAGUCGGAAGAGAAGGCCAAUCAAGCCAAUAUCUCAAUUGGCGAAGUGAAUUGUAAAAAAUAUAGCAAUCUUUGUCGCGACUUGGAAAUUAAGGCUUUUCCCACUCUUCGAUUCUUUGUAAACGGUGAGAACAAACAAGAAAUACCGUACAGCGGUUUAAUCACCGAGGCUUCUCUUUUAGACUUUGUUGAUGAUCGUAUUGUCGACGCCGAAAAGGAAAUUGAGGCCGAAAAUACAGAGACACCGAAGGAAGCUUCUGAUGCCGUUGCCCCUUCCGCACCUACCCAGACAUUUUCUACAAGUUCUUUAUCACUGGUAACUGCUUCUGGUACCUCAACAAAAUCUAUUACCGAUUUUACUGAUUUGCAAAUGGCACAAUUUUCCGCCAAAACUUCUUCCGGUAGCCCUGCUUCUGCCUCUUUGACCCCAUCUUCCUCUGCUAUUAAAUCAGGUACUGGUACAUCAAAAGACGACCAUUCAUUGGCCUCCGCUUCCUCUGUUAUUACUACUGUUCCUGCUACAAACAGUGCUGACAAAGCAACCGCUACUUCGCUAUCUGCAUCUUUACAGUCAUCUACCUCUACAACACCUGAAGCUACCUAUGCUAUUCAAACUGCUCCAAAUGUUCUUCCCGAAGGAGGAGAUUCCUCGGGACCCUCGAAUAAAGAUUCUGAAAAAACCGACCAGCCGGUUCUCAAUCCUGCUGGACGCUCCAAACCCCUAGUUACCCAAGAAGACAUCGAGGGUGCCUUAACAAGUGAUGUUGGCUGGUUCGUUCGCUUUUAUUCUUCUGAUUGCACAAAUUGUGCAGAUGUUACUACAGCUUGGGAUUCAAUGGCUGGAAGAAUGAAGAAUAAGCUCAAUGUUGGCCAUAUCGACUGCAGCAAGCAAAAACCCAGCUGUAGCAAAUAUAAGGUUCAGCAUUAUCCUUCUUUCUUUUUUUUCAAGGAAAAUGAAUACGUGGAAUAUUUUGGUCUCCCUAAAGUCGGUGAUCUUACUAGUUUCGCUGAAGAAGCCGCCAACUUCGAGAUCCGUGAAGUCGAAUUUUUUGAUACCACGGAAUCUGAGAAACAUGGAGAUGUCUUCUUCCUAUAUUUUUAUGAUGAUAAGAGUGCUGAUAGCCUUGCUACAAUUCGUAAAACUGCUAUUCAACUGCUUGGCCAUGCCCGUCUUUACCUUACAAAGUCUCAACAACUUGUAAAGAAAUACAAUGUCAAUAACUUUCCAAAGCUAAUUGUCGUGAAAGAUGCCACUCCUAGUUAUUAUCCUACUAGUGUAGCAUCUGAUAUUAUCGAUUACAGAAGAAUUUUGAAUUGGAUGAAGAACAAUUGGCUUCCAGUCCUUCCAGAACUCCAAACAUUUAAUUCUGAUGAAAUUGCUAAUACUGAUACUGUCGUUUUAUUUUCCUUGAAUCCCGAUUCACCUGAUUUUUAUGAAACUAAAGCCACCGCUCGAAACAUUGCCUCUGAAUGGUUAAACGAGGAGUCUCGUGAAUAUCAGAUGGCUUGGAAGGAAGAAACUGAUAAAAAGAAUGCUCAUAUGAACAAAGCUGAGGAAAAGAAUGAUGCCGAAGCGUUAGAGGCCGCCCGGAAUAUGAAUGUCAAGCAUAAACCCGCCCCUAAACGAUUUGCCUGGGUAAACGGCAAUUAUUGGGCAAAAUGGCUUACUAACUUUAAUCUCGAUAUCAAAAACUCGGGCCCAAGGGUAGUUUUAUACGACGCUGGUAAGAAUCUUUAUUGGGACACAACUGCCAAGGGUGAACCCAUCACUGUUAAUAAAGACGUCGUUACCAAUUUUCUUAAGGAUGUGGAAGCUAAUCCCAACUCUUUGAAGCCUAAAAAGCCUAAAAUGCUAAAGGAAAAUGCUGGUCUAGAAUACUUAGCUUCCUACGGAUUGGAUACACGUGCUUUAUACUUAAUUUGUGGUGUCGUUUUUCUCGGUAUUGUUGUUUCAUUAUUUGGUGCUAGAAGGAUUAGAAGUCUUGAGCGCCGACACCGUUCUUCUCCCAUUUUGCCCAUCGCAACAAAGAACACGGGUAAUACUGGGAAAUUUGAUUAA